This is a messenger RNA of Cavia porcellus (domestic guinea pig), 3005 nucleotides long. RefSeq names its product PNN interacting serine and arginine rich protein (gene Pnisr). Lineage: Eukaryota; Metazoa; Chordata; Mammalia; Rodentia; Caviidae. Gene Ontology annotation, molecular function: RNA binding. The transcript has 13 exons. Gene Ontology annotation, cellular component: presynaptic active zone; nuclear speck. The record is from RefSeq and is a predicted model, not a curated record. Bases 253 to 2694 code for a protein of 813 amino acids.
ACUAUGGCUUCAGAUGACGAGCGGAUGUUAUUAGUAUUCACUUCCGGGUGAGACUACUCGGGCGCCAUCUUGUCUUGUUCGUAGAAGUGGAAGCAUCGAAAGGAUUGGAGAGGUAUUGGAAGAACGGAGGCGACAGCAGUGUUCCUGAACGAGGAUAGGGCAUAAAUCUUGCUGUUAUGCUUUCAAGCUGUAGUCUCAAUCAGCCUAAAUUUUAAACAGAAGAUAGAAACUUGAUACAUUUUUAAAGAAAAUAUGUGGGAUCAAGGAGGACAGCCGUGGCAGCAGUGGCCCUUGAACCAACAGCAGUGGAUGCAGUCCUUCCAGCACCAGCAGGAUCCAAGCCAGAUUGACUGGGCUGCAUUGGCUCAAGCUUGGAUUGCCCAGAGAGAAGCAUCCGGACAGCAAAGCAUAGUAGAACAACCACCAGGAAUGAUGCCAAAUGGCCAAGAUAUGCCUACAAUGGAGUCUGGUCCUAAUAAUCACGGGAAUUUUCAAGGAGAGUCGAACUUUAACAGAAUGUGGCAAUCAGAAUGGGGAAUGCAUCAGCAACCCCCACACCCCCCUCCAGAUCAGCCAUGGAUGCCACCAACACCAGGCCCAGUGGACAUUGUUCCUCCUUCUGAAGACAGCAACAGUCAGGACAGUGGGGAAUUUGCCCCUGACAACAGGCAUAUAUUUAACCAGAACAAUCACAACUUUGGUGGACCACCCGAUAAUUUUGCAGUGGGGCCAGUGAACCAGUUUGACUAUCAGCAUGGGGCUGCUUUUGGUCCACCGCAAGGUGGAUUUCAUCCUCCUUAUUGGCAACCAGGACCUCCAGGACCUCCAGCGCCUCCCCAGAACCGAAGAGAAAGGCCAUCUUCAUUCAGGGAUCGGCAGAGGUCACCUAUUGCACUUCCUGUGAAGCAGGAACCUCCACAAAUUGAUGCAGUAAAACGCAGGACUCUUCCAGCUUGGAUCCGUGAAGGUCUUGAAAAAAUGGAACGUGAGAAGCAAAAGAAAUUAGAGAAAGAAAGGAUGGAACAACAACGUUCACAAUUGUCCAAAAAAGAAAAGAAGGCCACAGAAGAUGCUGAAGGAGGCGAUGGCCCUCGUUUACCUCAGAGAAGUAAAUUUGACAGUGAUGAAGAAGAUGAAGACCCAGAAAACACCGAGGCUGCCAGCAGUGGGAAAGUCACCAGAAGCCCGUCUCCAGUUCCUCAGGAAGAGCAGAGUGAGCCGGAGAUGACUGAAGAAGAGAAAGAGUAUCAGAUGAUGUUGCUGACAAAAAUGCUUCUGACUGAAAUUCUUCUGGAUGUCACAGAUGAAGAAAUUUAUUAUAUAGCCAAAGACACACAUCGGAAAGCAACGAAAGCUCCUGCAAAACAGCUGGCACAGUCCAGUGCACUGGCUUCCCUAACUGGACUCGGUGGACUGGGUGGUUACGGAUCAGGAGACAGUGAAGAUGAGCGGAGUGACAGAGGCUCUGAGUCAUCUGACACUGAUGACGAAGAAUUACGGCACCGAAUCCGGCAAAAACAGGAAGCUUUUUGGAGAAAAGAAAAAGAACAGCAGCUACUACAUGAUAAACAGAUGGAAGAAGAAAAGCAACAGACAGAAAGGGUUACAAAGGAGAUGAAUGAGUUUAUUCACAAAGAGCAAAAUAGUUUAUCACUUCUAGAAACAAGAGAAGCAGAUGGUGAUGUGGUUAAUGAAAAGAAAAGAACUCCAAAUGAAAUGACAUCCAUUUUAGAACCAAAAAAAGACCAUAAAGAAAAAGAGAAACAAGAAAGGAGUAGAUCAGAAAGCUCCAGCAGUAGUUCCAGCAGCAAUAGCAGAACUAGCAGUACUAGUAGUACUGUCUCUAGUUCUUCUUACAGCUCUAGCUCAGGUAGUAGUCACUCUUCUUCUCGGUCGUCUUCUCCUAAAAGAAAAAAGAGACAUAGUAGAAGUAGAUCUCCAACAGUUAAAGCUAGACGUAGCAGGAGUAGAAGCUACUCUCGCCGAAUUAAAAUCGAGAGCAACAGGGCUAGAGUGAAGAUUAGAGACAGGAGGCGGUCUAAUAGGAGUAGCAUUGAAAGAGAAAGACGGCGAAAUCGGAGUCCUUCCCGAGAGAGGCGUAGAAGUAGAAGUCGCUCCAGGGAUAGACGGACCAAUCGUUCCAGUCGCAGUAGGAGUCGAGAUAGGCGUAAAAUUGAGGACCAGCGUGGAAAUCUUAGUGGGAGCAGUCAUAAGCAUAAAGGUGAGGCUAAAGAACAAGAGAGGAAAAAGGAGAGGAGUCGGAGCGUAGACAAAGAUAGGAAAAAGAAAGACAAAGAAAGAGAGCGCGAACAGGAUAAAAGAAAAGAGAAACAGAAAAGGGAAGAAAAAGAUUUUAAGUUCAGUAGUCAGGACGACAGGUUAAAGAGGAAAAGGGAAAGUGAAAGAACGUUCUCGAGAAGUGGUUCCAUAUCUGUUAAAAUCAUAAGGCACGAUUCUAGACAAGACAGUAAGAAAAGUGCUGCCAAAGACAGUAAGAAGCAUUCAGGCUCUGACUCUAGUGCAAGGAGCAGUUCUGAAUCUCCAGGAAGUAGCAAAGAAAAGAAGGCUAAGAAGCCUAAGCAUAGUCGAUCGCGAUCCGUGGAGAAAUCUCAAAGGUCUGGUAAGAAGGCAAGCCGCAAACACAAGUCUAAGUCCCGAUCAAGAUCGACAACCCCUCCCCGUCGUAAGCGCUGAGGAAUGAUGUGGCAAGAAUGCCAUGAUGUUUUAACAAAUUCCAUGAGUUUUAAGGGCUUGUCUCAUUAUAGAGGCACAUUGUGGCUGUGUAGGUGAAACGAGAAUCUUUUUUUUAAAAUCUGUAAAUAGGUGUACUUUUUCGAAAUGCUGCUCCAAGUUACUUAAUAGGAUUUCUUUGUAUUACACUUUUUUCAAAAAAUAGUGCAUAAUAAGACUAUAAACAUGCCAUUCUCUUUCAGCUGUAAUGUUCUUAAACUUAUUCUUGAAUGUACUGUGAUGUCAAUAAAGCUCUUAGUUCAUUUUUGUUAAAA